Cololabis saira (Pacific saury) is the source of this 3767-nucleotide messenger RNA. It is a transcript of the gene raraa, whose product is annotated as retinoic acid receptor, alpha a. Lineage: Eukaryota; Metazoa; Chordata; Actinopteri; Beloniformes; Belonidae. Bases 1027 to 2370 code for a protein of 447 amino acids. Gene Ontology annotation, biological process: cellular response to corticotropin-releasing hormone stimulus; regulation of transcription by RNA polymerase II; retinoic acid receptor signaling pathway. The record is from RefSeq and is a predicted model, not a curated record. Gene Ontology annotation, cellular component: nucleus; transcription regulator complex. Gene Ontology annotation, molecular function: RNA polymerase II cis-regulatory region sequence-specific DNA binding; nuclear receptor activity; zinc ion binding. The transcript has 10 exons.
UGCCUUUACGAAAGCCGUGCCAAACUUACGAGCUCUCUGAACGCGCCUCGCCGUCUCUUACCCUCCGUUUAUUCGGGAGGCGGGGAGGGGGGGGCAACUUCAUCCAGAAGUUGUAAAAGAAACUGUUUGGACAUCUGACAGACGGCUGCGAAAACUUUGAAAAGACUACUAAUAACGCGUAGAAAUCCAGCUGCGCGGCUGAAGUUCCAGCAGCGGUCCGGGAGGAGGAGUCAACAGGUCCCAGCUUAGGAGCUGCAGUUGAUUCAAAGGGAGAUUUCCUCGGCCAACGACAGGAAGAUUGACGUUUUUGGGUUUUUUCUCAGGCAGAGGCUUUGUAACCACAGAAAGGGGGCCCGUCAAGGAGAGCAACCCUCUUGGCAACAUGUGAUCUGUACAUUCCCUUGGAUUGCUCUACAGUGGAGGAGUGAAUGUGCACGCCCGUGAAAGCAUCCCCGCCACUAGCACCCCCCCCAACGCCGCUAUCGCUGCUCCUGACUUCUGCCAUCAAAGUCUCAUCUUCAUGACUCAACUUGCCUCCUGCCUCUCUCUCCCCCUCCUUCGCCAAGAUAAGGAAGGGCUGUGUUACUCUUCUUUACCUCCAACGCCUCUUGCAAAUAAGGCCUUUGAACUUGUUUAACAAUACCAGAGAAAGGAGGGAUAAAGGACCCUGUAGUUUGCUUUUAUACUUCAACCGUGCACCUUUUUUUUUGGGUCUUUUUGUUGUUCUUAGUAACCUGACCUUCAACACAUACGUUUACUGAACCAAAAGGAUUUUUGCCCUGGAACAUCUACAACAACAGUUUCCUGGAGAUUUGUUUUAUCUUUUUUUUUCCCUUUUUCUUUUUGUUUUUAAGCCACAUUUUUCCUGGCAGUCUCUUGGAAUAUCUACUCAACCAUCAUCCCUAUGGGGGAUUAAAUCAUUACAGGAUUCAAGGACCUCUUUUUUUGGCUCUGUCACAUCUUUCUUUUCUUUUCUUUUUUUUUUUUGGUGAGUGCUGAUUGUGAUUGGAGGUGGACUGAGCCAUCAUGGCUGGGAAGGGCCACCCGGUACCGGGCAGCCACUUAAACGGCUUCCCCGUACCCACCUACCCCUACUUCUUCCCCCACAUGUUGGGGAGCUUGUCGCCUCCAGCCCUGCCAGGACUGUCCAUCAGUGGCUACAGCACCCCCUCUCCAGCCACAAUAGAGACCCAGAGUACCAGCUCAGAGGAGAUAGUGCCAAGCCCGCCCUCACCUCCCCCGCCGCCCCGCGUCUACAAGCCCUGCUUUGUGUGCCAGGACAAGUCCUCAGGGUACCACUAUGGUGUCAGCGCCUGUGAAGGCUGCAAGGGCUUCUUUCGGAGAAGUAUCCAGAAGAACAUGGUGUACACGUGUCACCGGGAGAAGAACUGCAUCAUCAACAAAGUCACCCGCAAUCGCUGCCAGUACUGUCGGUUACAGAAGUGCUUGGAAGUUGGGAUGUCCAAGGAGUCGGUUAGGAAUGACCGGAACAAGAAGAAGAAGGACGACAAGAAGCAGGAGUGUACGGAGAGCUACGUACUGAGUCCCGAUACGGAGCAGAUGAUCGACAGAGUUCGCAAGGCGCACCAGGACACUUUCCCCUCUCUCUGCCAGUUGGGCAAAUACACUACGACGAACAGCUCGGAACGACGUGUAUCCUUGGACGUAGACCUGUGGGACAAGUUCAGCGAGCUCUCCACCAAGUGCAUCAUAAAGACGGUGGAGUUUGCUAAGCAGCUGCCGGGUUUCACUACGCUUAGCAUCGCCGAUCAGAUCACCCUGCUCAAAGCCGCCUGUCUGGACAUCCUGAUACUGCGGAUCUGUACGCGCUACACACCAGAGCAAGACACCAUGACUUUCUCAGAUGGACUCACGCUAAACCGAACCCAGAUGCACAACGCUGGCUUCGGCCCCCUCACCGACUUGGUUUUUGCCUUUGCCAACCAGCUCCUUCCUCUGGAGAUGGAUGAUGCAGAGACGGGGCUGCUCAGCGCCAUCUGUUUGCUGUGUGGAGAUCGACAGGAUUUGGAAGAGGCGGAUAAGGUAGACGUCCUGCAGGAGCCCCUUCUGGAGGCGCUGAAGAUUUACGUUAGGAAGAGGAGACCCCACAAACCACAUAUGUUCCCCAAAAUGCUGAUGAAGAUUACAGACCUGAGGAGCAUCAGUGCUAAAGGAGCUGAACGUGUCAUCACGCUGAAGAUGGAGAUUCCCGGCUCGAUGCCACCGCUCAUCCAGGAGAUGCUGGAGAACUCUGAAGGUCUGGAAAGCGGGACCGUGAGCUCGCGGCCCAGCGGCGCCCCCCCUGGCAGCUGCAGUCCCAGUCUCUCCCCCAGCUCUGCCCAAAGCAGCCCAGCCACACAAUCGCCGUAGUCGCGGCUCAAUUUUCAAUAUCGUUUCCCUCCCCCCUAUUGUUGUUCUCAGUCUCCUCCCUCCGAUGUUCUGAUCGGGGGGGAGGGGGUUGGGUGAGGGGCAAAGGAGGUGGACCCUGACCCUGACUGCUGAACACAAGAGAUUGGCAGAGCCAACCUCCUCCUCUCCUACAACACGCGUCCCCAUCUCCUGAUGUGCUCACCCCUCACUGUGGGUCCAGAGGUGAGGGGAGGGGAGGCCGGAGCCGGCCCGGGUGGCAGGACGCCCCCCGAGAUACCGCACCGUAAACACUGCUGAUGACUCUCCCUCCACCUCCCUCCACCGCUGCUCCUCCCCUCUCCACCUUUCUCAAAAGGACCGAUGGAAGCGAAACUGGAUGCAGAAAAAGACCAGUUUUGGAUGAAACCGAGAGGGUGGACGUGGCACAAUGGGACAAAUGAAUGGACAAAGACGUUAAAUAAAGACUGACUUGACAAACACCCGACACUUUUUUUGUAGUUGUUGUACUCUGAGGCAGACUGCAACUUUGGGAUUUGUCAGAAGACCCCACUCCUCAAAGACUUUGGGUCUUUUCUCUUUUUCCAAUUUAAAAAGAAAAAAAAACAGAUUUCAUACAAAAGAUAUAUAAAUAUAUAUAGAAAAAUUAAGGAACUAUUGUGUUUGGCAUGUCCAGAGCAGAAUUUCAGGUUGAAAUGAGGACAUGUUUACUGAGCUGAGAUUAGAAAUUGUUGUACUCCUUCACCGUUUGAAUCUUUUCAUACCUCUCAAGUGUAAAAAGAGAGAGAUGUUUCAGUUUCACAUUUGUAUAUUAUCUAAUUAACAAAAAGCAAAAGAUGUUGAAAUUACUCUUAAUUCUACACAUGAAAACUCACACCAAAAUGUGCACAAAAAAACUUUUAAGAUCACUAUUCCAGAUUGGAUCUGUUUGCCUUUUUUGUUUCAUUUUCUUUUUCUUUUUUUUUUUUCUUUUUUUUUUCCUUCCAAGAGAAUGAUAAAAUUGAUUGUAUGAACUUGGUUGUAUGUUACGGUCACAGGUCCUUUCAAGAAAUCAAUUUAAUGAAUAUUCAUUAUUAAGGUGUAUUUUAAGUGGCCUUUGAGUUUGUGUAUAUAAGCUGUAUUCAUUUCUUUAAAACUAUGAAGAGUUUUACGCUUCACCGGAUAUUUUUUUUUUUAACCUCUUAUGUGUUUUGUUAAUAGGUUUGUGAUUCAAGAAAAUACAUUUUGAGCACAUUAUACUGAAGGAAGUUCUUUCAUGUUUUGUGUCCUACUUGUGGACAGACAUUUCACCAAUCACUGGCUGUUCAGAAUGUGGCUUUCACAAAGAAUUGAAACCUCUGCCCCCUUUCUUUUUUUAAAACCAUGUCUGUAUGUACAGUAGAUUAAAAGAAAAAAAAGUA